CCGUGCACACGUGCCCACCCACCCCCGCACCACAUGGGGGCUUCGCCGUCGCCGCCGCCGCCGCCGCUGCCUUUAGCCCAUCCCCUUCGUGUACUCAGCUCCAAAUCGGGUCCCAGAAGUCAUCCCCUUCUUCUCCCUUCCUCCUCCCUCGCGUUUGCCCCCCGCCGCGUGCCCCGAGCGCCAGCUCACCUUCCGCGCGGGCUUGGGCGCUGCAGGCCAGUCGAAGAGGCGCCGCGGCCGUGGCCCAUCUCUGCCCCCGCCACGGCACUUGCUCGGGUGGCCGCCGCCGCAGGAAGCUCGACAGCGGCGCUGCGGCGCUUCCAGGUGGGUCCCCGCCUCCCGAUCCCGCCGCUUCCCGCAGCACCAGCGGCUCCUUCGGGUCCCCUCCUUUCUCCUCUUCGCUGGGACGGGCGAGCGAUGGCAGCUGCAGGCGCGCUCACUACACCGCCUGCCGGUAACCUAGGCCCGUGCAGUGCCCGGGGCCGCGAAUGCCAGCCCUUUGCAGCCCGCCUUCACCCCCGGGCGAAGGUCGGUCUUCUGAGGACAGACUCCAGUCCAUCCCCGAUGACAGGAAACUUGAGGAUGAAGAGCACAGGUGGCAGGAAACCGAGAAGCAGCUGUCAGCUGCAGAGGAAAAACAAAAUUUGGCUACAGAGGAAGAAGAGAAUUACAAGUGAGCUCAUCUACUAAACGCCAGUUGCUCAUAUAUCCACUGUUAGAGAUUUUGUUGUAAACUUUUGUACAAUUGUUUAGAGCCAAGAUCUUCAGAAACAUAAAUAAAUGAUGAGACAAUACGGGGAAUUCACAGAAGGAAAAAAAUUUACUUUUACAAAACGAAGAAACAUUUUAAGUUACCAAUAAUUUAUUGCAUCCCCAUGCAAGCCAGAAUUGGGGAUGGUGUAAAGAUUUGGACUCCCUAAGGAAAGAAAUUCGAUGUAGGAGGAAACUUAAAUGAAAAUGCCAUUUGACAGGCUCACUUUUCACAGCCCUGGGAAAUAUGUAAUGAAUAUAAGGAAGGGUAGAAAAUCCCAUUAAAGUGAAAGCUAUUUAUUCCUGGAUUGAUGAGGGGAAGUAUUGAGAAUGGUUUAGGAAAUUAUAACAUAUAAACACAGAGCUUUCAGGCAAUAAGUAAUAGAGAAACUAUGAAGCAGUACCUUUGAUCCCACUGUACCUUUAUAAUGAUGUGAAACAUAUUCUUAUUCAUAGGGAUAAAGUAUACAAGGUUGCACUUUACAGGACAGUAGGAACAUGGGAAUGUCAGUUAAUAUUUUAGUCAAUAGUGUGCUUUAUCUGAUGAUAAAAUUUUUGUGGCAAGAGGAAAUGUAUGCCUUGUACCACUAUAUGAUAACUUACUCUAUAACUCUGGAAAACUAAAGAAACAGUUUUUUAGGAUGAAUCCUUCUGAGCUCUAAUAAAAACAUGGACUCUCCCAUUAUUGCCUAAAAUGUUCAUUCUCAAGUGAAAAAAGUGAAAUUUUGUAAGGAAAUGUUAUUGUUUUUAAUAUGUGAAAUAAUAUUGCUGACUCCAAUUCGAUUAACAUUGGAUUAAUAUGAAAGAAUGAAAAAAUAAAAGUUCCUUAAGUAGUCUAAUUCACCAGCAUGUUCAAAAGCAGCAACAAAUCUCAUUGUUUUCUGAAAGUUAGUGUUCUAAAAUAAACCAUCCAUGCAUAUAAUAUAGCUAGUGUAUUAGCAUUGAAUUCAUUUAUUCAACUAACUACAUAACUAAACAAAACAAAGACCUUGGUCUUUGUAGAGCUUUCAUUAAAAAAUCAUGUGGUAGACUCCCUUCUUUCUUCCUGGAAAUUAUAAAAUCUUAAAGUGAGUUAACAACGUAUAUAAAUGUCAUUGUGGACUUGCCUCCCUUCCCCCACACUUUUCAUAUAAAACUUUUUUAAGGACUAAAGAUAUUCUGAGCUCAGAUGACAUUUUCACAAAAAUUUUUAGGUUAAGUUACAAUAUCCUGAUACUCUGAAAAAUGCUGCAUUUGAAAUGCACACAAUGAUGGAAUUACAACAGAAAAACUGUUACUCUUUUAGGAUAUGGGAAGGACUUCAUGCACUAAGCCAGAAGUAGUUGAAACAAACUGAGGUAACCUCAAAGGUACAUUUUAAUAGAAUGGACCAAAAUGACAUUCAACUCACUCAAAUAGGUGAAUUGACAAAGAUACUUUAAAUGCAAAAAUUCAGGUUGCAAAAUCAGAAGGAAAUUUUCAAAAAGACACCCAAUAAACCUACCUUAAUUUCUAUAACUUUGGUGACCUUAGUUUUAACAUAUACCCAGAGAUGGAAGAUUUGAGAUUAUCAUUCAAAUGCUAUUCAUAGCUGCCCAUUGUACUCUGACUCUCUCUCCUCUUCUCACUUUUAUUCUAACAUUCAUUUCACAAGGUCUGACAUCAAAGAAUAGGAGUUCUAAUAAAAAACCUAGAUCCUUUAUUGUAAUAAAAUUAUCAAAGAAUCAUUAUCAGAAUUUAUAAGGAAAAAAAUCUAAGAAUUAGCUUUUUAUGAUAUAGUAUUUUAUGCAGGUGCAUCCCAAACAAAGUAUCUUCUGUUUAGAUAUGAAAUUAAAGUCAUUACUUGUGCCCUGGAGCUCAAGGCAGAACUGUGAUAGAAAAAUUUCCCCAGCUAAGUGACUCUUUUUACACUCUUUGAUUUUUUUAUUUUAAUGGCAAAUACUUAUUGAGAAUGAACUUUGUGCUCAUUUUUGUUAAGUUCUGUGAACAUGGUAGUUAACAAGAUGCACAAGGGACUUGCUCAAAGGAGCUCACAUUCUAGUUGGGGAAAAUGAAAACAAGCAAACAGAUAAAAAACCAACCAAACAAACAAAAACUAAAAGAGCUUGAAACAGAGUGAAAUGCAGUGAAGACAAUGUCAGGGGAAUGGGAUAGAGCUGGAGGAUGGUCAGAGAGGACUAUUUCUUACGAUCUUUGUCCUUCUUUGUGGUCAUGUACACUGAUGCUGGCAGCAUUUCAGAGGCAGUCUUCAUUUUAUAAAAAUCUAUGAUCUCUUCUUCUAAUUGUCUUCUCUCUUCUUCAAGCUUCACUAUCUCCUCUUGUUGGACUCUUUUAAGGUGCUCAAACUUGUCCUGUAGCUACAAAACAAACGUGCAGUUGUGACAUAAAGCCAAGUGUGGUGGCGCAUCCCCAGGGAUAUGCUUGUCUUUUUUUGGGGUUAUCAAACAAUCCAGAUAUUCACAGUAGAGCUUGAUCUUAAUAACAGCCUCAAAACUUCAUGUUUAGAGUAAAAAUUUAGAUAGAGUUUUUUUGGUGAUUUUAAUUUUAAAUUAGUUCCCAUUGAACUGAAUGCAUAAAGCCCUUAGCUGUGAACAAAACACAAAUUUUAAAACAUUUUACAUUUUCCUAAUGAGGUCUAUCUUGCUAUGCCAUAUUUUCUCCACAAAAUCUCUUCAAAUAAAAUUUGUGAAAUCCAUGCUCACUAAAAAUACGUUCAUGAAAACGUUGCAUGGAUUGUGAAACCCUUCUUGAGAUUUUAAUUAGUAAAGGCCUUUGAAAGAAAGUUUGAUUUUUUUCCUUGUUAAGUGACAUUAGCAGAAGAAUAGAAAGAAACAAAACAUUUCAAGGACUCUGUUCAAUUACCAAAAAUACAGAUAGAGUAAUUGCAUCUCAGUGUGCUUAAGGGUGAGCCAGGGCUCUCAUGACCUGCAAGUGCACAUGUGGGAGGGAAGCCAGGGUUGUAGUGUCAUCGCUUGUUUAAUAAAGUGGAGAGUGAUCUAUGCAUAAUAAAUAUUAACAAAUUUAUUGUGCUUUGGAGACCAACCGUGGGGUAGAUUAUAAACUUCAGGAAAGUUGGAAACACAAAAACUUCAAUAAAAGAGCUUAAUGUGAUGUUAAAUUUAUGUUUUGAAAACAAUAAUCUGUUCAAUACAUCUGACAGGCAUUUAGCUUAAACAUAUUGUCAAAAUGCCCAAUAAACUAAUAAGCAAUGUUUCCUUGGGGUGUUGAUAACUAAUCAGUGAUCCUAAGGAUACAUACCAACUGACUUGGUUCCCUGCUGCAACCUUGGUCUGCAGUGCUUUUGAAGAUUGUAUAUGAACUGUUGUUCAAUGAUAUUUUCUAAUAAACCCAUUUUUAGAAAUUAGAAAGGAAUGCUAGGGGAAAUGUCUCUCUUUUUGUAAAUAGAUGACUUUAUUCUGAUAAUGAGAUCUCUAUCUCGUGUUUUCCCUUCUUGUCUGGAAUGCCUGAAAGCUUGAUUAUAUGUUUGCUUACUUGAAGAAGUCAACCUGAACCAAGUCUCCCUGAGGCAUCUCGGUUAAAGCGAAUUCCUAUUGCCCUGUAUUAUAAGGCUCCUGUCCUGUUCUUUCUGUUUGGAUGGUUCUAGUGUAGCUAUAUUUUUAUUAUAAAUUGCCUAGAAUACAUUUUGGAAGCAGGAAGGACAUAGAUAUUGAAUGAAUAAUGGAUAGUCUUACAGACAUUAUGGACACAUUUUAAUACUUCAAAGAUGUAUUUUAUUUGAGGAAUAAAUAUAUUCCUCACUUUUCUUGUUAUGGAAGAUGGUAUGUAAGAAACCUCAGAGCCACUGAUGUGUUAACUUACCUAGACGAAUAUUAAUAAAGAUGUACAAAAACAGUAAACAUAAUAUUUAAACAAUAUUUCUUAGUUAUUUAGUUAUCAGGUAAUAUUCUCUACAUAUACAUACAUCCAGAUUCACAGGUAAAAGAGAGUAAGGGGUGUACACUUGUUCCAUAAAAAUAUUGAAAGCAUCUUUUAAAUAUCACAGCAAUCUCAUAUAGAAUUUUGUAAUGUUUUCUGUUUGUGAAAAUACCUUUGUAUUAGUGACUUCCAGUAUUUUACUGUUACAACUGUCUUUAAAAUGUCAUCAGGACUCAGUACGAAUCACUAAUUUUAAAAAGUCACCACACUUAUAGCCUUUUCCUCACAACUACUUUCCCCAAUAUCUACAUUAAAAAAUAGCUAAAAUUAGGGACUAUCCUUUAUUAACAGAGAAUAAAGAGACAUAACAAGAAAUUGCAAUAUUUCUUCUGUGAUUGUUUCCUUAUCUAAAAUCAAAAAAAAAAAAAAGAAAAGAAAAUGACAACAUGGUACUAUUGGGGAAUUUGAAUGUCUUGGCUCAUCAAUGACAUUAUGGAAUUACUAUUAAUUUUUUUUAAUUUUUAUUGAGAUUGUUCACCACAUACCAUACAGUUAUCCAAAGAUCCAAAGUGUACAAUCACUUG
Molecule: messenger RNA, 5189 nt
Organism: Choloepus didactylus (southern two-toed sloth)
Lineage: Eukaryota; Metazoa; Chordata; Mammalia; Pilosa; Megalonychidae
Product: atherin-like
Exons: 2
Coding region: 34-690 (218 amino acids)
Source: RefSeq, a predicted model, not a curated record